Messenger RNA from Tachysurus vachellii, 3566 nucleotides. It is a transcript of the gene kbtbd4, whose product is annotated as kelch repeat and BTB (POZ) domain containing 4. Lineage: Eukaryota; Metazoa; Chordata; Actinopteri; Siluriformes; Bagridae. The transcript has 5 exons. The record is from RefSeq and is a predicted model, not a curated record. The coding region runs from base 159 to 1730 and encodes 523 amino acids. Gene Ontology annotation, molecular function: protein binding.
AAAAAACAACACAGGCGGAUUCUCUGCCUGUCGCUCUUAACAACAUGGAACUAGCAAUAGAUGGCUAAUCAAAACACGCUUUACUGGAGUGCUGACUGGUUGUUACUGAUAAGUGUAUAACUCCGCAAACUAGACAGCUGCAACCCACAUCAGAUGCCAUGGAGUCGUGUGAUGAUGGGGGCCUCAGCGUGGGCACUUCCUCUAUAGAAGAGAACUACUUCCAGGGCUACACAUUUACAGACCGCUCCCAUUCCAGCCGUGUGGUCAAGAGCAUCAUGGACCUGUGUUUGGAGGAUGGCUUGUUUGCAGAUGUCACCAUAACUGUGGAAAGCAAAGAGUUCAACCUGCAUCGCCUGGUCCUUUCGGCCCAGAGCAGCUUCUUCAGGUCCAUGUUCACCUCGAACCUCCGAGAAACUUACGAUCGCCACAUUGAGCUGAAAGACGUCAGCGCACCUGUCUUUCAGCUGCUGGUGGACUACAUCUACCACGGGACCAUCAAGCUGCAUGUGGACGACCUGCAAGACACCUAUGAAAUGGCUGACAUGUACCAGCUCACAGCCCUGUUUGAGGAGUGCUCCCGCUUCCUCUCACGAACCGUAGAUGUCAAGAACUGUCUUCAUGUGAUGUGGUUGGCAGACAGACACAGCGACCAAGAGCUCUAUACAGCAGCUAAACACUGUGCUAAGAUACAUCUGGUACAGCUGCACCAGACAGACGAGUUCCUCAACCUCCCUCUACGUCUCCUCAUCGACAUCAUUAAAGAUGGUGUUCCAAGUUCCCAAAAUCCAACUACAGCAAUCGAGUCUUGGAUAAACCACAACAAAGUUGAACGAGAGGAGUUUGCAGAUAGGCUCUCCGAUAGCCUAAAGGAGAUUGGAGAGAAUGUACACAUCUACCUUAUAGGCAAAGAGGAGACGCGGACACAUUCGCUGGCUGUGUCACUGCACUGUGCUGAGGAUGAUGCCAUCAGUGUGAGUGGUCAGAACAGCCUCUGUCAUCAGAUCACAGCAGCCUGCAAGCAUGGAGGCGACCUGUAUGUGGUGGGUGGCUCCAUCCCACGGCGGAUGUGGAAGUGUAACAUGCGUACGAUGGAUUGGGAGCGGUGUGCGCCGCUGCCUCGUGAUCGUCUGCACCACGCAUUGGUGUCUGUAGUCUCAGAGGAUGCCAUCUACUCGCUCGGGGGCAAAACCCUUCAGGACACACUGUCCAACGGCAUUGUUUACUACACAGUGAGUGCCAACACAUGGACAGAGACAAACCAGCUGGACACAGCUGUGUCAGGCGCUGCAGGGGUCCACCUCGACGGGAUCAUCUACCUCUUGGGUGGAGAAGAGAACGAUGCCGACUUUUUCACCAGGCCGUCCCGCCUCAUCCAGUGCUUCGACACAGGAACCCAAAAAUGCCGCACUAAGCCGUACGUCCUACCCUUCGCUGGCCGCAUGCAUGCCGCCGCCCACAAGGACCUGAUCUUUGUGGUGGCUGAGGGCGACUCACUAGUGUGCUACAACCCUCUGCUGGACAGCUUCACACGCCUGCGCUUCCCAGAGGUGUGGAGCUGCGUGCCCUCGUUCUGGAAGGUAGCCAGCUGCAACGGAUGUAUUUAUGUCUUCCGGGACAAAUGCAAGAAAGGCGAUGCAGACACACUAAAGCUGAACCCAGCCACAUCCGUCGUGUCUGUUAUCAAAGGGAUUAAAAUCCUUCUCACAAACUGGCAGUUUGUUUUGGCCUGACGUUGAAGUGCCAUAUUGAACGAGACUUUGGACAUAGUACGUGGUACAUUUGGACUAUGUGACGUGUUUGCUGUGAUACUGAAGAAGUUGCAUUUGCAGUUACUUGUUUGGCACAUGCUUUUAUCCAAGAGAGCUUAUAGUUGAGUGGAGCAGAUGAAGGUUUAAGGGUCGUACUCAAGGGCCCUGCAGUGACAGUUUGACAUUACUGACACUCAAAUUCGACUUCUGAUCAAGUUCAGUGCUAAAGCUGGCCCCGUAUAAUGAUGUUGUAAGCUAAACUAACUGCCAGCACCAAGCAGCGUGUCUAUAUGGAACUUUUAUUCAGUUGUGCUGAAAAUGCAGUGUUAUGAAAAGCCAUGCAAAAUUGUAAUGAUCAACUGAUUCAGCACUUCUGUGGCAUUCAGACAGAUCAGAGUCUAGGUUCACAGGGUCUACAUGACAAGCAGUAAAGACCUGACGUCUAGUCUUAUUAUGACAGUAGAAUGUCAUUAUCUACUGUCCUUGUGUAAGAGUAUGGACUACUGAUCAUAGGAUCAUCUUUAUUAAGAUGCAAAACUGAUCUCUGAUCUUCAUCUAAAUUCUUACACACGAGGGCACUUCAGUUGUUAGUAGGCUGAGUAAUGAGAAGAGUUGACAGGAAGUAUGUAUGUCAAAAAUGCCUGAGCAGUCUUCAGUGUUGUAAAGUUCCCAUGAGCCCGCAGUGAAACAGUUACCGAGUGCAGUGUUACAAAGAUAAGCCUGCUCUAGACUUCGGGCUGAAUGUUCCAGUACAGGGGUGUCAAAUUCAUUUUAGGUAAAUGCCCACAUUACACUUAGGGCAUUUUUGGGGCAGUACUGGGCAUUUUUACUGCGGUCCUGGUGCACUGAUCUUAUUACAGACACGCUUGAUUCGGUGCUUUUGUGCUUAUCAAACCUCACCACAAACUUACAUCGAGAACACAACAUGACUCACCAUAUUUUUAUUAUUAUUUCUUUUAAUCAUUUUGUACAGAAAGGCAUCUCAUCACUUCUGUGUCCCUCAGUGUUCUCCUGCCACUCAUGGUACAUGUGGGUUGUGGAAAUGAGUGAUGUCAUCACCAGCUUAAACACGUACACAGGUUACUUUACUUCCUGAACCGGUACGAACCUGAGUACCCUGUUACGUUCGCAUUCGUAGGAAUCAUGGCACAGUUCCAGUGCAAAUGAACCCAGACUGAAAGACAAGCACAUCUCCUUCUAAGUGUGUUCAUUAAUCAGUUUAUAAGAUCAGACUGAAUUUUACUUAAAAAAAAAACCUCUAAUCACUACGCAUGACGUCAGACAGUCAGUGCCUUGCAUAAGGAUUUGCUUAUGUCUUGAAUUUUUCUGCAUUUAGUAGUGUUACAAACUGGAAUUGAGAUAUGAACUUAAUUUAUUGAUGAAAUUAUUAAUAUCAUGUUUUCACAUAGAAAGUUACUUUUUACUUUUGUAUGCAAAUGUGUCAUUUAAAUCAUUUUGCGUCUGAUGCGUCACCAGUGAAACACAGUUUGAUAAUGAAUUAAUCAUAAGUAAAAUGUCACGUGCUGCUGUGUUUCUGUUAGCUACUGGAAUCAACAAGUUUCCAACCUGGCAUUAGCAAAGAAACCCGGUGACCGUUUUGUCAACAUGCUUUUUUUAAAUGAAAAUGUAUGUAUUAUGUAGAAAGUUCUUGCUUUCUACAGAGACGAAGCGGAAUCUUUGCCACUCCAGCACAUGCAAACAUUAUUUUUUGAAAUAAAACACCUAGGAGUCUUUUCCACUGCUUUAUCAUGUACGAUGAGUGACUGGAUGAGAGAAGAAAGACUUGCAAUGUCUAAAUAAAAAUGUAAAUUAAGACAA